Messenger RNA from Myotis daubentonii (Daubenton's bat), 4300 nucleotides. RefSeq names its product leucine rich repeat containing 30 (gene LRRC30). NCBI's taxonomy places the organism in Eukaryota, Metazoa, Chordata, Mammalia, Chiroptera, Vespertilionidae. Gene Ontology annotation, molecular function: protein binding. The record is from RefSeq and is a predicted model, not a curated record.
CAUUACAGCCCGCGGCUCCGAGAGACACCAUCUAACCUCCCCGCCUGUCCCGAGUCUCCUCUCGGACAUCUGACCCAGACCCUCCGGGAGCGUCCUCCGCCCGUGACUGCCCGCCGGCCUGUCCUCACCUCCGCCUGCGCUCCCUGCCCGCGCCAGCCAGGCUUUCAGCAGCUGGGGUAGGACUCAUCCCAGCCUUUGAGCCCCAGGGGGAGAGGGGGGAGGGAAAACACAUGGGGGCCAGGCAGUCCAGGGCCGGUUGCAAGGACAAGGGCCCCGGGAGGAUGGGCUGCCUGCGGAGGAGGCAGAAGUUGUCCGCCUGGGAUGAUGCCCUGCUCUCGGGAAGGGACCCCCGGGCCCUGCUGAAGCGGGGCCUGCGCCACAUCAGCUUCAGCCUGGUCACCAAGGGGAUGACGGACAUCCCCGACUUCCUGUGGGGCUUGUCUGAGGUCCAGAGGCUCAAUCUGUCUCACAACCAGCUGCGGGUUGUGCCCCCCGAGGUGGGCCGGCUGAGCAGGCUGGUGGUGCUGAACCUGUGCGGGAACCACCUGAAGAGCCUGCCCGCGGAGGUCAGCCUCCUGCAGGGCCUGAAGGUGCUGUUCCUGAGCCUGAACCGCCUGAGCGAGCUGCCGGCCGAGCUGGGCGCCUGCAGGAGCCUGGAGGUCCUGAGCGUGUCCCACAACCGCCUCUCCCAGCUGCCCGCCAGCUUCGCCGACCUCUCCCGGCUGCGGAAGCUGAACCUCAGCAACAACUGCUUUGCUCACAUCCCCGCCUGCGUGUUUGCACUGAGGGAGCUGGAUUUCCUGCACGUGGGCUCCAAUCGCCUGGAGAACAUCGCCGAGAGCAUCCAGUGCCUGGGCAGCCUCCAGGUCUUCAUCGCGGAGAACAACAGCAUCCACUCCUUCCCGCGCUCGCUCUGCCUCCUCGCCAGCCUGGAGGUGCUGAACUUGAACGGCAAUGACAUCCAGACCCUCCCGGAGGAGCUCUACCUGCUGUGCAGACUGGCGAGGAUCGCGUGGAACCCCAUGGACAAAGGGCUCCACAUUUCCCAUAACCCGUUAGCCAAGCCCCUGCCCGAGCUGGUGGAGGGGGGCCUGGAGAUGCUGGUCAGCUACCUGAAGGACAGAAGGCACAGCUGAGUGGCCGCGGAGGCGGGAGCAGCAGCCAGCUCGCCGCACUCUGCCCACGGGGUACUUCUCCAGUGCGAGCUUUCUCCUCUUACUGUUGGGUUGGUCAAGGCGUGUGUUAAUAUUUGCUCAGUUGUAGUUGAGUGGCAUUCUAGGCAGGGGUUUCUAGGCAGGGGUUUGCUUUGAACUCUGUAUGUUCCUAAUAACCCCAAAAUAUGGUCAUCUCAUUCUAAAUAUAAAUGGAAACAGGACUUCGGUUUUCUCCAAAGAGAAAUAAUUGCUCUAAUUUUCCUGAGGAGCAAUGGGACUCGGCCCUUGGAAUAAUGGUCAGCAGGUCUGAUUCGAUGGAAUCCAAAAGUUAAAUAUUUACUAAGUAUGUGCCAAGGAUGGUGUGAGGCAUUGGCAACAUCUGGUGUCAACCCUUGAAUUGGCAACCGGAGGCCAGGUAGCAACAGCAAGACACGCUCCUGCACCAGCCUGGACCAAGCCUUACUUGGGACCAAAGGGCCAGCUGGAGCCCUGCCCUUCUGGUGAUGACCAAGUUAGGCAGAGCCUUCCCCUCGAGUUCAGGGGGGAACAAUCAGAGGAAACUUGUCUCUAAAAUGACUGUAGAGUAACAAUCAAGCUGCUCAGGUUUACGUGUGGCGCUGAGUGACUGGCUCAUGAUGGCUUUUAGAUAAUAAAAACAACCCAAUUUUAAUGUGCAGUUUUAACCUUCUUUCCCAAUCCUCUUGACCAUAGUCAUGUCCCUGAGUUUUCCUAAAGAUGCCAGCCAUACCUGUCAUCCUUUCUAACUUCCCGUCUCCUCCCUUACUGGGUCUGCCCUCUCAGAGAUGAGAUAAUAAUUGAGGAAAAAGAAAUGGCCUAAAGGCAGGAAAAAGGAGGUAAGGCAUAGACAAGUCACACACAAAAUGUAAUUGCCCUUCUAACAUUCAGGGGAGGGCGAUAUUUGCCACUUGGCUUUCACUUAUGAACAUUUAAAAAGGACUUUAGUGACAUUUUUUUAAAGCUCUUUGGACAAAAGGUGUAAAAUAUUACAUUCGUUUUGUUUUUAAUUAUAAGAAUACACAGCUGUUAGUUAAAUGUGAUAGCAGGACGAGCAAUUUUAGAGUUCCUGCCACAGGGGUCACUAAGUCUUAUAGCCGAGAGCCCCUAAAACAUUUACUGUGUAUUAAGAGUUAAAGAAUUAGGAUGAAGAGGUGGCAGUGAAGAAAGUACAGCCCCUGCAGGUCAAUGGAGAGCCCACUGUUCAAGUGUCUUGGCACUUUUGACUGUAGAAUAUGGCUAACUAUUUUGAGACAGAAUUUGGGUUUGCUGCCAAGACUUGUCUAACUUCUUAAUACCCCUUGGCUUAAUUCAGUUAAACUUAUGUUUGUUAGCACCAUCUCUUCACUCCCGUGGGCCGGGAACCCGAGAGGAGUAAAGCUCUGCUCCUCCUACCAAGGAGCCCACAAUGCGGUGAAAAGGACGGAAACCCACGUGGGUUCCUGUGAUGUGCAGCAAGCUGUGAUCCCUCUCGAGAGAAAUGUAAGUGACGGGUGGAGGGAGGGGAACACACUGGAUGGUGUAGACUAGACCAUGCCCCAAGGUCUCAAUAAACAAAGAACAGUAACUAAAAAAACAAACAAACAAAAAAACAGGACUGGGAGAAAUCAGUCAAACCCUUAUCCCCUGCAGCCAUUGCACCCUAAUUCCUCCCUCUCCCCCUUUAUUCCCCGUGGGAAAGAGCAGCAAAGGGCUGGGGCACUGGGUCUGAGCACAGGCAGGUUUAGUAUGGAGCUGCCAUCUUCUAAGAGCUGCUCAAAGAGGGUCCAUAUCAUUUAUUAAUAGGAUAGGUGAUUUUCCAAACAGACUUCCAAGUCAAUUUCCCACUCAUAGAAGACGAAAGGUGUUAUCAUCAGAUAGGAUAGGUCAUUAGCACAUUUGCGCAUGAGCUCUCUGUCAAACCAUUGCAAACAGAUCUUACCAGUGUCACUGGCCGGCAGCUGAAGUCCCCUCUUAAAGUCCCCCUCCAGCAGCAACCGGAGACCUGCCGCUCCCUGCCAGGCACACACGGGCACACUCCAGUAUCUUCACCCACAUUAGCCUGCCAGAGCCAAGACUAUUUAAAGACAUCAGUGGAGGUUUUACUUGACCUCAUGACUCAGUGGGAAAUUGCAGGGCGAGCCUCUGCAGGAUCACUUACCGAGCGCUGGCUGGAGCACAGGCAGCUGUCAGACAGACACCAGUGGGUGCCAGAUCACGCCUGUCCGUGGCCACUGCUGAAGAACCAGUUGGGCUCCCGCUGAAUUUCCAUGAUCUUGCUGUGGGUGGAGAGGCUGGCCGGGACAGCAGCACCCCAGUUCUCCUGCUGAGCAAUCAUUUUAUUUCCUCUCCUUGCUUUUCCAGUCACUUGACCCCAGAGUAACUUUAUUCCAGAAAAAGAACCUAACCAUAUAUUGAAAGUGACCCAAGAGCUCAUUAUACUUUUUAUGUGGAAAAAAAAAAAUAAGUGUUAUCAACAUAGUGUCAGGCUUCCAUUGGUGCUUUUCAAAGAGUAUAGCAGCAAGGUUCUCUUUGUUAACAUUUAGCAUUGAGGAAAUCAUAAAAGUAAUAGUAGUUGCCUAAUGUUCUUUAGAUAUUGAUUCUUUGUGAAUGCUCCUUUUUAUUGAUAAAGGGAAGUGCUGAUUAUAAUCUGCUUAGUUAUUCAAAACAGGAAUGUGGAUGCAGUUUGAUACUGCCUUCAGUGUUUCUCUGUCAAACCUACAGUUUGCUGAUUGACUGUGAAGUGCUUCUUGCGUAUCUUGUCGUAGUUCAAAUACUGCCACAUUCAAAUAACUCCCAGGUAUUUCUAAGGCUUCUGAAACCAAAGCACUGGAGAUGACUGCAUUGGCUGCGGAAUAUAUUUAGCCAAAGAAUACCAGCUAAUUGGGAGCUUGGUGCAGGAGCUGGCUGCUCACAAUCUUGAUGAUACUGUGGUUUUCAUGUCACUUGGCUCUCGGUACGGAGCAAUCUCAGUGGUGUGUUCAGAAACACUAUUUAAUGCAGUGGCAGCUUACAAGCAUACAAUUAAGAAGAAAUCCUAUGUUCAUAGGAAAGAAAGACAGCUUUGAAAAGACACAUCUGUUCCAGGAAAAAUACUGCUAAAUGCAUAAAACUGAUGUGUAUUAGAAAGAAAAAUGUAGUCAUUACUUAGC